This is a messenger RNA of Drosophila albomicans, 2545 nucleotides long. RefSeq names its product casein kinase I (gene CkIalpha). The record is from RefSeq and is a predicted model, not a curated record. Gene Ontology annotation, molecular function: ATP binding; protein serine/threonine kinase activity. The transcript is spliced from 4 exons. Bases 666 to 1697 code for a protein of 343 amino acids. Gene Ontology annotation, cellular component: cytoplasm; nucleus. NCBI's taxonomy places the organism in Eukaryota, Metazoa, Arthropoda, Insecta, Diptera, Drosophilidae. Gene Ontology annotation, biological process: negative regulation of canonical Wnt signaling pathway; signal transduction; peptidyl-serine phosphorylation.
ACUUGCGGCCACACUGGAGACAGCUCUACUAACCAUUUUAUUUUAGUUAAUAAAAUACAUAUAUUUCCUCUUUUUUUCGUUGUGCGCGUACGAAAAAGUGAAAAAAGACAUUCACGCGUCCGUUUGCAAGUACAAUAUCGGGCUUGCUCGCUGUUUAAAGACUACGAUUUGAUACGAAAUUUCACACAUAUAGCUUGCUCAGUUCCAAUUUUUUUUUUUUGUCGUUCGUCGUUUGGCCCUCCUACAAAAUAGUAAAAACGCCAACCUUGAGAAAAACACCCAGCACAGCAGUUUCCAACAGUUUCACUGCUCUCGCUCUCGUUGUUUCGUGUUUCUUUUCAUUUUUUUUUCGUCGGGAAACGAGAUCGUCUGCCUUAUUAUAUAUAUAAAAUUUAUAUAUAUAUAUAAAUAAACCAAUAACAACAACAAUAUAUAAAUAUAUAUAUAAUUCGUAAAGGAAAAGCAAUAACAACAAACAACAAAAACGAACCAACAAAUCUUACAACUUCUUCAAUUUUCCACAUCUCCGAAUUAAUCGAAUUCGAAGUCGCAUUCGAUAUUGAAAACCCCCCGAAGAGGAGGAACCCAAGAAGAAGAAGAAGAAGACACGAGGAGAGAGACAACACAACAGGCGGAGGAGUGAUCUUCACUAUUCAACCGACAACAUGGACAAGAUGCGGCUGCUUAAGGACGUCCGCUCCGAGAUAAUUAUCGGCGGCAAAUAUCGGGUGAUACGCAAGAUCGGCAGCGGCUCGUUCGGCGACAUCUAUCUGGGCAUGAGCAUUCAGACCGGCGAGCAGGUGGCCAUCAAGAUGGAGAGCGCCAGCGCACGCCAUCCGCAGUUGCUGUACGAGGCGAAACUGUAUCGCAUAUUGAGCGGUGGCGUUGGCUUCCCCCGCAUCCGUCAUCACGGCAAGGAGCGCAACUUUAAUACGCUGGUGAUGGAUUUGUUGGGACCGUCGCUGGAGGAUUUGUUCAACUUUUGUACGCGCCACUUUACGAUCAAGACGGUGCUGAUGCUGGUCGAUCAGAUGAUCGGACGCCUUGAGUACAUACAUUUGAAGUGCUUCAUUCAUCGUGAUAUUAAGCCCGAUAACUUUCUCAUGGGCAUUGGUCGGCACUGCAACAAGCUCUUCUUGAUCGAUUUCGGACUCGCAAAGAAGUUCCGUGAUCCCCAGUCGCGUGUUCACAUUUUGUAUCGCGAGGACAAGAACUUGACGGGCACCGCACGCUAUGCGUCGAUCAACGCUCAUCUGGGCAUCGAGCAGUCGCGUCGCGACGAUAUGGAAUCGCUCGGCUAUGUUAUGAUGUAUUUCAAUCGGGGUGUGCUGCCCUGGCAGGGCAUGAAGGCGAACACAAAGCAGCAGAAAUAUGAAAAGAUUAGCGAGAAAAAGAUGUCAACGCCCAUCGAGGUGCUGUGCAAGGGUUCGCCAGCUGAAUUCUCCAUGUACUUGAACUAUUGUCGUAGCUUGCGCUUUGAGGAACAGCCCGACUACAUGUACCUACGUCAAUUGUUCCGCAUUUUGUUCCGAACGCUGAACCAUCAAUAUGAUUACAUCUACGACUGGACAAUGCUGAAGCAGAAGACCCAUCAGGAUCAGGCGAAUCCUGCUCAUCUCUUGGAGCAGCUGGAGCCGCGCAACGAUCGCGACAAGGAGAAAGAGAAACCGACCAUCAAGCCGCUGCUCACAGAUUAAAGCAGAUGCGUGAGAUGAUGAUGAUGAAGAGAUGCAGCAGCAGAUGAUUAAGAGAUGAGAUGAGAUAAGAUGUAGGAGAGCAGCUCUCAAAAAGAAAAAAAACACACAACAGAAUCGGAGCAGAGUAGAGCGAGAGGGAGGGACAUGCCGAAAGAGAUAGAGAGAGAGGGAGAAAGAUGGAAAGUUAGGAUGUUUCUUAAUAUUAAUUUAAAUUCAAUACUAAACAUAUAAGGAACAAACAAGCAAGCAAGCAAACAACAACAACAACAAAACAAUAUAUCUAAAUGGAAUUCACCACAACAACUUCAAACAUACACACACACAACACUCACACACACACAUAUACACACGCCGAACAUAGCAACAGCUAAACUUAGCAUAAUAAUAAUAAAGUGAGAGAAUCGCUGCAGCCUGGAGAAAUGAUGCUGCAGAAGAAGAAGAAGCAACAAACAAUUAUGAUAAAAAGCAGCAUCAACAACAGCAACAACAAAGUAUAUAUAUACACGCAUAUAUAUAUGUAUAACAAUAAUAUUAAUAUUAAUAAUAACACAUAAAUGCAAAUUAUAUAUGUAUAUAACAACAACAACAACAACUACAUAUAUACACAAACAACAAUUUGUCUCUCGUGUGUGUAUAUUUGCAUAUACAUAUAUAAAUAUAUAACUAAAUAUCUAUAUAUAUAUAUAUAUCGCCGUAUAUAUAUAUACAUAUAUAUAUUUUGAAUUGAUUCAUAUAAAAUGCGAAACAUUAAUACAACAAACAAACAAACAAAACAAAAACAAUGCAUAUGCAAAUGCAAUAAAAAAAUAAAAUAACUAAUUAAAAUUGAAAUAAGCAAAAAAAAAAAA